Molecule: messenger RNA, 675 nt
Organism: Candidula unifasciata
Lineage: Eukaryota; Metazoa; Mollusca; Gastropoda; Stylommatophora; Geomitridae
Source: the annotation of a GenBank genome assembly
UAUAUUGGAGUUACGGAAAGAAAAGUCCCGAGACGCUGCAAGGUCAAGAAGAGGUAAAGAGAACUAUGAAUUCUACGAACUGGCCAAACUACUUCCACUUCCAGCCGCAAUCACCAGCCACUAUCUGAAACUCAGGGAUUUUUCCUCUCAAGGCGAGCCUCAGUGGACACCGGAAGGAAGUAUGGGAUCUCUUGAUGGAUUCGCGUUUAUCCUUGGCAGUGAUGGAAGGUUUCUCUACAUAUCAGAGACAGUGUCCAUUUAUCUUGGCCUUUCUCAGGUUGAAAUGGCUGGAUCAAGUAUAUUUGAAUACGUUCACCCACAAGACCACACAGAGCUUGCCGAUCAGCUAGGAAUGUGUAUGGUUCCGAGUUACAUGAUGGUUCAAAGUCCAGAGAAGGACAACCACAAGUCUUUCAGUUUGCGAAUGAAGUCGACUCUCACUAAACGAGGAGUUCAUGUAAAAACAUCCGGCUAUAGAGUAAGUCAAGGCAACAGUAACUGUAACAUCCCCAGCACUAAUAGUAACAGUAAUUCCUCCGAAGCUCCUCCACUCCUGGGGAUGGUGGGUAUGGCAAUAGCGCUACCUCCCCCAACCAUCACAGAGCUGCGGCUGGAGUUAGAUACGUUCAUUACAAAACUUAGUCCUGAUUUCAAAGUUAUCUACUGUGAGCCGAU